AUGAGCCCAAGUAACGACUCCACGCCCAAGGUGGCACAGUUUGACGGCACAAAAUAUCCGUUAUGGGCGUUCAAGAUGAAGAUGUACCUCAUCUCCAAGGGGUUAUGGGAAGCGGUUAACGCCACAUCUGGCGUCUCCGAGGCGAAGGAGCAGCAGGCGCAUGCGGCAAUCGUGCUCAACUUGAGCGAUACUCAGCUCACGCAUGUCAUUACAACGAGUAGUGCAUGCGAAGCAUGGGGAGCACUCGCGCGAGUUCAUCGGGCCCAAGACAUGGCAAGUCGGCUGUGGCUAAAGGAGAAGUUUGCGACAUUCAAGUUUACGGCAUCGGACAUGAGCGCCCACGUUAUGGAGCUGGAGCGGCUCGUGCUGGAAAUGAAUGGAGCUUCGUGUGGACCAAGUGAAGAAGAUACGUGUGCAACGGUGCUGCGAAUUCUCCCGGCGCAAUACGAGGGACUGGUGCAGGCUUUUCGCAUGAGCGUCACACAAUUCAGCUUUAAAGAUCUGGUGAGCAAGCUGAUCGCCGAGGAAGUGCGCAAGAAGGAUUCGACGCGCAUUGAAGACGAGACAGCGCUACAUGUCGGCAAACGACAGGAGAAGAAAAGCUUUAACAAAAGGAGCGGUGGUCCGCGGAAGACAGGGAAAAAGAAAGCUGCUAAUGGCGAGAGACAAGAAGACCACUCGAAUGUGGCGUUCACAGUAACUCAAGGAAAUACGAGCGACUGCUGGAUCAUGGACUGCGGCGCAACGGCGCACAUGUGCAAGGACAAAGACGCGUUUAUCGACUAUACGGCAUCACCGACGGCACGCAAUGUGAAAAGCGCGAAAAACAGUGCAAGCUUAAAGGCGCUUGGACAAGGCACGGUGAUCUUGCGUGUUUGGAAUGGCACGUUGUGGAUUAAUGACCGGCUGGAAAAUACACUACACGUGCAAGAUAUCAACAAGAACCUGUUCUCACUGACAGCAGCUACUGCACGCGGGAUGACGGUUGAAAUCACCAGCGACGGGUGCACUGUUUUGAAGAGCGGGCGAAUCGUCGCGUCAGGAAAGCGAUGUGGUAUGCUUAUCAAUCUAAAUGUCGAAGAAAGUCCACAAUGCCAUAUGGUGGAGGGUGAAGCUGAACUGUGGCACCGCCGACUUGGACACGUGUCAUACUCGACUGUGAACAAGCUGAUUCAAGACGGCUGCAUUAAAGGAAAAUGCUUGGACUCGAAUGUCGUCUGUGACAUAUGUGCAACAGCCAAGCAAGUACGCAAGACUUUCCACAGCACUAAGGCUGAUGCAGAAGCGAGGGAGAGUCAUCGUAUGGACUCAGUCAUAUGCUCGGAUGUUCUAGGACCGAUAACACCAGCAUCAAGAUCGACCUAUCGAUACGUUGCAACGUUCAUGAUGAUGAACAGCCGCUUUGCGAUGGUAUUCCCGCUACGAAAAAAGAGUGAAGUCACGAAAGCAUUAAAAAGGUGCUGUCACGAUAUCAAAAUCGAAUGCGGUUUGGACGUGAAGGUACUACGCAGUGAUAACGGCGGUGAGUACCGUAAUGACGAGAUGACUCGAUUCUGCCAUCAAAAGAUGAUAAAGCAAGAGUUCACAGUGCCGUAUAAUCCGGAGCAGAAUGGCAUGGCGGAGCGGCUUAAUCGCACACUAGUCGAGAUGACGCGCUGUAUGCUGAGCGAAUCCAAGAUGGAUAAAACAUUCUGGUGUGAGGCGAUGCUGACCGCUGUGGAUAUUCUCAACGUUCUUCCACGAGCUUCAAGUCCGAACCUAAGCCCGUUCGAGAUGGUGUUCAAGCGCAAACCUCGUAUGGAUAUAAUGCGCGUAUUUGGAAGUCUUUGCUACGCGCAUAUUCCCAAACAAAAUCGGAAUAAGUUGGACCCCUCCGGUUUGCGGUGUAUGCUGCUCGGAUACGCCAAACAGCACAAAGCGUAUCGACUUCUAAAUACAGCGACUGGAAAAGUGUUCGUUUCCCGGAGUGUGACUUUUGUGGAGACUGCCGAGGAACAGACACGCUACGAAGAUACGCCUAGUGUAAUUGACGUCGUUGGCGAUGGCGACGAUCUGCAGGAUCCGAGGGACCACGCAAUAAGCGAUGAGGGAACCUGCACGCCGGUACCAGGAAGUCCAAUUAUGACACCAAAUAGACGAGACGGCGAACAAGAGUGGAAUGUGAGACCAGCACGCAAGAAGCAAGCAAUCAAGCGCUACGAGCAAGAGUUUCCCAAUCUACGGCGAGGAACCUUCAACCUUGACGACUAUGACGCUAGCUACGCGACGCAGUACUGUUUGAGCGCUGAAGAGGAUGGUGAAAGCGCAUCGACAUACUCUCAAGUGUUGGAAAGCAAGUACAAGGACGACUGGAUACGUGCAAUGAAAAGUGAGAUUCAAGCUUUGACACAGCACGACACAUGGACGCUUCAAGAUUUACCCUCGGACAAAAGAUCAAUAGGUUGCAAGUGGGUAUUUCGCAUAAAGCGCAAACCUAACGGAGAAAUCGUGAAGUUCAAGGCACGACUCGUAGCGAAGGGAUUCUCCCAGCGUCCUGGUGUGGACUAUUUUGAGACGUUUUCUCCAGUAGCACGAAAAGAGUCAAUCAACGUUGCUAUAGCACUUGCGGCGGAGCAAGAUUUGAUAAUGGAGAACGUUGACGUUGACACCGCUUUCCUCUACGGCGAAUUCAAGGAAGAGAUCUACAUGGAUCAGCCGGAUGGAUUUGUGGACAAGCAACACCGUGACAAGAAGUGUCUGCUAAACAAAGCUUUGUACGGUACAAAGCAAGCGGCACGAGAAUGGAAUCAUCGUCUUAACGCACACCUUGAAAGCCAAGGGUUCACGCGUACGUCUGCCGAUCUCUGUGUCUAUGUGCGACAAUCGGAUACUCAAUUUAGUCUGGUGAUCAUUCACGUUGACGACUUGAUGCUCUUCGCUCGGACGCAAGAACACAUCGAUGACAUCAAGCGUGCACUCAAGACCGAGUUCAGUAUUAAAGAGCUCGGCGAACUGAAGUACUGUCUUGGCAUCGAAUUGACGCGUGAUCGCAAGAGCAAAUCUAUUCGAAUGAAUCAGCGUGCUUACAUCAAGCGUUUGACUGAGAAAUUCGGCGUCGACCAAUGCAAGGACGUGCACACGCCGUCAAACGAAAGUGAAAAGCUGACCAAGCUGGGGGACGAUGAUGAAUUCGUGCCGAAGUGGCCUUACCGUGAGCUAGUUGGUGCACUUAUGUACGUUGCAACGUGCACUAGACCAGACAUCAUGCACGCGGUAGGAGAAGUGGCUAAAUACUGCGAAAGGCAUGGAAAAAGCCACUGGAUCGCGGCCAAGCGUGUUCUGAAAUACCUGAAGACAACUGCAGAUUACAGCAUUGUAUUUCACGGCACCGAUAAGGGAGAGUUGCUCGGUUUUGCUGAUGCGUCAUGGGCAAGUGACCUGGAUUCUCGCCGCUCGACGACAGGCUACGUUUUCUUUCUGCACGGCAAUGUGGUGUCGUGGAAGUGGAAGAGACAACCGACAGUGGCGACGUCUAGCACCGAGGCUGAGUACAUAGCAUUGUACGCUGCAGCGCAAGAGGCGGUGUGGCUACGACUAUUACUGUCCGACAUUGGCGUAGAAGUUGGAGCGGCUACAACCAUCUAUGAAGACAAUCAAGGCUGUAUUGCGCUGGCGAAGAAUCCAGUCUACCAUGCAAGAACAAAACAUAUCGACAUCAAGUAUCACUUCCUUCGCGACAAGGUUGAGGAAGGCGUCAUUGAGCUUGAGUACAUGCCAACAGAAGCGAUGAUUGCAGACGGCUUGACGAAGGCUCUCGGGCUUACCAAGCAUGCCGUUUUUCUGCAAGGUCUACAUCUGGAAGUGUAG
Messenger RNA from Peronospora matthiolae, 3846 nucleotides. The record is from the annotation of a GenBank genome assembly. NCBI's taxonomy places the organism in Eukaryota, Oomycota, Peronosporomycetes, Peronosporales, Peronosporaceae.